GUGGCACCAAGUGCAAGGCCGCUCGGGGCCAUGGGCUGCUGCCAAGACAAGGACUUUCAGAGGGAUGUGCAGGCCAAAGAGAGCGUGUCAGAGGAAGGUGGGACCAGAGACACACAAAGGGGGUUCAGGGAGUGGGCUUGGGGACUUCCCGAUAGAAGGCUGGACUAGGGAGGGUAGAGCUCAGCGGGCCUCUUUAUCCUCGCAGGCACUGAAGGGGUUGAUGGGGACUCAGAGUACCACCAGGAUCCUAAGUCAAACGAUAGCCUUCUGAUCACCGUGCUGUGGCGGCGGCUAUCCUUGUUCAGCCGUCGGGGCUCCACGCGGACAAACAAGAGGCAAUCAGUCCUGGGUCAAAAGCCGGGUUGUAAGAUCCCGGAAUGCAACCGGGAGGGGAUCCCGGAGGAGCCAGAAAAGGGUUGA
Molecule: messenger RNA, 420 nt
Organism: Phacochoerus africanus (Common warthog)
Lineage: Eukaryota; Metazoa; Chordata; Mammalia; Artiodactyla; Suidae
Gene: TEX54
Product: testis expressed 54
Exons: 1
Source: RefSeq, a predicted model, not a curated record